CUUACCGAAGUAUCAGAUGCGAAUGGAAUUCAAGCCUCUAGUAGCCUUUUGCACAGGUCAUCGCCACGCAAGACAACAUGCGCCAUCAUGCCACCUUAAUACGAAGGAACAAUUGUCUUCCUUCGAUUGGUCUGGCUAGGGGAGACUAUCAUGCCACUGGUGACCAGUGGUGGACCACCUUGGACCACCAGUCAAAGUGGCAAUCAAAGUGCACGGUCGACGAUAACAGCACGGUCGACCCGUCAAACCCGUCCACAGUAUUCGGGGUAUAAAAAUGAACCUCGCAGAGUCUGUAGAGGUCACCACAAAUCGUUGGCUACAUCUUGUAUUUCUUUCUCAACUCCAGUUAUACUCCACACUAUCUUAGAAAAUAUGUCUACAACAAACGUCAUGACGCGUUCCAAUAGCACUACUUCGAUGAGCAUCACCGACGCUCUGAGACUCUCCCCCACCAACAGACUUACCCCUGCUGAGCGAAAGGCCUUCGGUAAAUCAGACUCCAAGGCUGCCAAGGUCCUCGGUAUUACACUCACGCGCAAUCACGAGAGGCAGGCAAACCAAGAUCGGAGACUUGCUCUACUCCCAUCCCCAGAUCAAGAGAAUGAUCAUCGCGGUAACACCCGAGGAGAAACGAUGGCUCUCGUAGAUGUAAAGCGUCCAUGUAGCCGCAAUGCAAGUGACGUCACAAUCGUUGGACCACUUAAGGACCUUGGCCGUGGGCUUGCAUCAGGUAUGGGGAUGAACUUCGUAAAGAAGCGAAACCAUAAGCGCAGAGUCGCUGAGGAAUAUACGCAACGCGUGGUCCUGGGGCCCUCGCGCUCCAACGAGUCACCCGGCAAGGAAGAAUCGUCGACUGCCGGUAGCGAUGACAGUGUAUACUCGUUCUUGGAGCUAGACAAGACUGAAGACACCGAAACGCCCCCAAUUGCAGGCGAGUUUCUGGCCCUGGAGGGAAAUGAUGAAGAAGGGGAAGAUGAUCUAUUCGGCAAUUUCCCAACAUCUGGCUUUGUUUGGGACGUUGAUAAUCCGUUCGCGACACCUCCUACUACCGCUCUUCAGCGAUAUUUCGAAGAAAUGCGGCUCAGUGAAGCCACUGGACCAUUGGAUCCCUCGCCAGUCGCACCUAUAACUAAUCUCGAGGCAUCAUCCGAAGAAGAAGGUCCUGAACUCUUCUCUGACGACUCGUUCGACGACAUCCUUCGACCGGCGGAACGGGCCUACCUCGAUUUUUUGAUUACCCAAGACGAAGCCGAAGAGCAGCCGAUGGAGAUGAGAAGGGAAAGAAGGGCAGCAUUGCGGUCCAGGAACAAGAUACUGGAUGUGUUGGGUGCCGAGGCGCAACAAGCUGUCGAUGGGCGAUGCUAAACUGUUAUUACAGCUGUUUGCAAAACUAAUGUCAAUCACAAAAAUUUCGCCACUUCCUUGACCAAAAAGGAAAUCGAU
Suillus paluster is the source of this 1443-nucleotide messenger RNA. RefSeq lists its product as uncharacterized. Bases 151 to 1365 code for a protein of 404 amino acids. Lineage: Eukaryota; Fungi; Basidiomycota; Agaricomycetes; Boletales; Suillaceae. The record is from RefSeq and is a predicted model, not a curated record. The transcript is spliced from 2 exons.